AUGACCAAAUACUGGGCCGAAGCUAAGGCUGAAGCCUUCGCAGACAAUCAAUCCGGGCAAGCCUUGAACGUAGCAUUACUCGGAUUGGGAUUAUUACAAACCGGCUCAGCUACAGAAAAAAGAAAGCGACUCGCGGAUCAAUUACAAGGCAAAUACGAAGCCGCGCAAUUCGAGGUUGGAGCGGCUGACGAACAAUCGCGCGGACGCAUGCUAGAGAAUUUCCUCGCGAUCAAACAAAGUCAAAUCGAAGCCGACGAGAUGUCAAAACACUAUUGGACAAUAGAAAGAGCGCAAGCUCACGCUCAAUCACUCACCCCCCAAGAAUUGGAAAGAGCUUUGACGCGACUUGAACUGAAACCGAAUGGUACCGGGGUAGAGAAACAGACGCGAUUAGCGAAAAGGUUAUCGUACGAAUAUGUCCAGACAGACAAUGACGCGGGCCGCGACCACGACGAAGACACACACAUGAACUUGGUCGACGAGUACCUUGACGAAAUCGAAGAAUUCGAAUCAAAUGCGGCAGGUCAAGAUCGCGACAAAACAAUCAAAGAAGUCGCGACGACCGGUACAAGUGCUGUCCCAACCACGACCCCAUCCACGAGCACUGCUAACAGCGAGACCAGAACAUACGAGAUAACCGGCCCCGACGGGAAACGCCGCGUUGUAAAUAAAGCAACUUACGAUUUGCUAUUUGCAGACGAGCAAGAUUCCGAUAUUUUACAAGCACAAAUAGCUAGCCUGUCGCUACAGUCGCAAAUACCCGCAGCGAUACAACCACAACCACGCACAAGCGGCCAAAGAUCCGUCGCGUCAACACCUCGCUGGCCUAACACGUACACACCCGAACCUUGGAAGACUCGAGACUUAUCUAAAAUUAUACCGAAUUGGAACCUUAAGUUCGACGGUACCGAGAAGGAAGACGUCCGAGAUUUCUUUCGGAAAGCCGAACAGAUGCAAAAAUCCGCGGGAUUAACGAAAAACGACAUGGUACGAGGUUUUCACAUGUUGGUAGAAAACGGAGCAGCAGCUCACUACCGCCGAAACGAAAGCAAAUGGGCAACAUACGACGAGAUUCGCGUUAACAUGAUUAAAGAAUACUCGGACGAGCUUUACACCGAAAGAAAAAACGACGAAGUACGAGCACGCAAGCAACAACAAAACGAAUCGGUACGAGAGUAUAUUGACGCAUUAAUGAUUUUAUUCGAUGAGAUGGACGAACCAGUAACAGACGAGAAAAAGAAAGAGAGAAUUUACAAGAACAUUUUACCGGAUUACAUGCCCUUGUUACGAACGCAGUUUCAUAGGAGCUUGCAUGAGUUUAUCGAGUUCGCGACGGAGUUAGGGAAAGCAUUCCAAUCGGGCAAGAGAUCACGCGAGCAAGCAGAAAAACAAUCAUUUAUACCGAGCGAAGCUUGCGCAACAACAACAGUCGAAUCGGACUUACGCGCAGAACUUGACACGUUGAAAAAUCAAAUCGCGGCAAUGAAUACCGAAAGAUACGAUUCGCGACGCAACCACAGUGGAUACCGCAGCCACAGCGGAGACAGAUGGCACAGUCGUAGUCGCGAGAGAUGGGAUCGAAGAAACAGAAAUGAGUACCGAAAUCGCGAGCGGAGUAAAAGCCCGUGGUACUAUAAAAGCUCGAGCAGGGGUGAUAGCAGAAGCCGAAGUAAAGACAGCAAUGGUUCGAAAGGCUCUCACCGAAGUCGCGACGAAACUCGGAAUCGCGACAAGUACGGUAAAUAUGAGAGACGAGAGUACAGCAGAACUCGCAGUAAUAGCAGACAACAUCGUGACAAUGAUAAGCAUGACGACAGAGACAGCGGUAGACACGAGAGAAACGACAGACGGAACAACGAUAGACGUGACAAUCGCGACAGAAACAACAAACGCAACGCCGACAGACGUGAUAGUCGCGAUAAAUACCGCGACGACAAAAAUUCAAAAUUAGACGACCGCAAAAAUUCGGGAAACGGCAGAUAG
Molecule: messenger RNA, 1983 nt
Organism: Phymastichus coffea
Lineage: Eukaryota; Metazoa; Arthropoda; Insecta; Hymenoptera; Eulophidae
Exons: 1
Coding region: 1-1983 (660 amino acids)
Source: RefSeq, a predicted model, not a curated record